Molecule: messenger RNA, 5223 nt
Organism: Mercenaria mercenaria
Lineage: Eukaryota; Metazoa; Mollusca; Bivalvia; Venerida; Veneridae
Exons: 3
Coding region: 1042-5223 (1393 amino acids)
Biological process (GO): DNA integration
Molecular function (GO): nucleic acid binding
Source: RefSeq, a predicted model, not a curated record
GCCAUUUGCUUGAUGAUUCAAGCUCUGCUCUUAAUUUUGCAAAUACUUAGGUCCAUUAUUGCCCCACAUGGUGUUCUGACCGUAUGUGCAUGGACAUUGUAUAUGGGAAAAUAAACAUGAAAAACCAAUGCUGUGACACUCUUUGGUUAUACUAGCUGUAUUUCAGACAGCAUAGUAAGAACACCAUUGUGCAUCUUCUGGACUCGGCUUUCCGUUUUGUGUUUGUAUUUGUAUGACUCGCCAAAUCAGAACACUGACUGAAAAAGGUAUGGCUCUUUUUGAGGAGAAAGUCGCAGAUUUUCAAAAGAGACUUAAACAGAAAUAUUCAGAAAUAUCUGUCAUAUUGGGCGAGGAAAUUUCAACAGAUAUAAGUGUGGUAAAAUUGAAUCAGCAUGAAGAAAACUUGAAGAUAUUAUUCGAAACAUACAAAAAUACGGUUCAAACUCUUGAUACGUUUCUUGACGCUACCAAAACUGACCAAAGUCGCAAAUUACAAGGUGAACUUAGAAAACAUUUUGACCAUCAAAAUGAUGAAGUGAAUGAAUUUUUGUCUUUAAUUGAAAUUACUAAGCAGCAGUUACUUGAAAAAUUAAUGAAAAGCUGUCGUGUAUCACCAAAACCAAGUUCACCAGACGUUUUAAGUGAUAUCACCUCUUAUAUGCUGAAAAAGAACUCAUUGUUUCGAGAAUCGUUACUUUCAGUGACUCCGCAGAAAAUUACUUAGGUUGGAAAUCUACAUUCAAAAACGUCAUAAAUGAAUUGAGUGUAAACCCUGCUGAAGAAAUUGACUUAUUAAUAAAAUGGUUAGGCCCUGAAUCACGUAAAUAUGCAACUUCACUUAAAUCGGUCUAUAUUAAACAUCCAGAUGAAGGUAUAAAGAAAAUUUGGCAGCGCCUUGAUGAAAGGUAUGGAUCUCCAGAAGCAGUCUACCAGAUUGUUUUGAAAAAACUUGAAAAAAUUUCAAAGUUAAACUCAUCUGAUACAACCAAAUGGUACGAUUUGGCUGAUAUUCUGUCAGAAAUUGAUGCUUUAAAGAAUGACAUGGCGUAUUCAACUGCCCUGGCUUGUUUUGAUUCAUCCGUUGGUAUUAUGCCAGUUGUCGCAAAACUGCCAUCUAAUCUACAAGAAAGGUGGGCAACGAAGGUGUACCACUACAAGGAGGCUCACUCUGUGCUUUAUCCUCCCUUUGGUGAAUUUUGUAAAUUCAUUAACGAGCAGUCUAAAAUCCGUAAUGAUCCCAGUCUUCUCCAGGCCGGACCUACUCACAGUCCUGGCCAGUCUAGUCAAAGCAACAUAGGUACGAGAUACCGAAGGCCAGUGGUAACCAGAAAAACAGAUGUAUUUAGUGAAAAUUCUAGAAAUCUUGAAAAAUAUUGUUUACUACAUAGAAGUAAUCAUAGUUUGAACAAGUGUCGUUUGUUCAAAUCAAUAUCGUUCGAAGAAAGAAAAAAAUUCUUGAGUGAUCAGAAAAUUUGUUUCAGAUGUUGCGAAUCAAACAAGCAUCGUGCUAGUAAUUGUAAGGUUAAUAAUGUAAAGUGUGAUUGCGGUAGCACAAGUCAUCCUGGUGCAAUGCACAUUGAUCAACAGCAAAGAGGUGUUAGAGAUAAUUCACAACAAAUUGAAAUGCAGAUGAUUCCUAGACAUGAGCAACAGGAUGGCGGGGAGAGAAAGUCUCAAGUGAACAAUAGUUGUACACAAAUUUGUAAAAAUGAUUUCGCUAAAUCAUGUACCAAACUUGUAGUAGUAAAUGUUUGUAGAACUGAUAAUCCAUGUAAAACUGUUAGAUGCUAUGCAAUGAUAGAUGAUCAAAGCAAUCCUUCAUUAGCAAAACCAGAGUUGUUUGAUAUGUUGAAUAUCACUAGUCAAAAAUUUAAAUACACAAUUAAUUCUUGUGCAGGUUCCCGUGUUACACACGGUCGCCAUGCCAGUGAUUAUGAUUUAGAGUUCUUAGACUUGAUGGAUAAAGGGUUCCGUAAAACUUCAGAUGGUAGAUGGAGUGCAACCCUACCCUUUCGGUCUUCUAGGUCAUGUCUUCCAAAUAAUAGAACAGAUGCUAUGCGUAGAGCUAAAUCCCUUCAUUUUAACUUGAUGAAAAAUCCUGUCAAGAGAAACCUUAUGGUUGAAUUUAUGGCCAAGAUAUUUCAUAAGGGUCAUGCUGAAGUUGCCCCUCCACUUUCUGAUAAUGAGGAAUGCUGGUACUUGCCAGUGUUUGGAGUUUUCCAUCCAAAGAAACCAGAUCAGAUAAGAGCAGUAUUUGAUUCUUCUGCUCAGUUUCAGGGUGUUUCCUUGAAUUCAGUCCUGUUAAGUGGGCCUGACCUGAUAAACAACUUGGUAGGUGUUCUUAUGAGGUUUAGAACAGAGCUGGUUCCUGCAAUAGCUGACAUUGAACAAAUGUUUUAUUGUUUCUUGGUAGAGGAGAAACAUAGAAAUUUUCUUAGAUUUCUGUGGUACAAAGAUAAUGACCCAAGUAAAGAAAUGAUAGAGUACCGAAUGACCGUACAUGUUUUUGGCAACAGUUCGUCACCGGCAGUUGCAAUAUAUGGUUUACUUAGAACAGUUGAGAAUUCAGAACCUGAUGUUCAACAUUUUGUGCGUAAGAACUUUUACGUAGAUGAUGGUCUCACGUCAAAGUCGUCCCCAGGUCAAAUAGUAGAUCUUAUCAAAAGAACUCAGAAAGAUUUAGGUGCCUGUGGCCUACGGCUUCACAAAAUUGCAUCUAGUAAUGUAGAGGUUAUGCGUAGUUUUGAAGCUGAUGAUCUGGCUAAAGACAUGAAAUGUCUUGACUUCGAAAGUGACAUGAUGAUGUUACCACUUCAGCGUAGCUUAGGCGUUAGUUGGAAUCUUGAGCUCGAUUGUUUCACAUUUAAAGUGGAAAGCUCUGGUCAACCCUUCACGAGACGCGGUAUUUUGGCCACAGUGAACAGUUUGUUUGACCCGCUAGGUUUUCUGUCACCUUUUACUAUUAUUGGAAAGUUGAUUCUUAGGGACAUAGUGUCUGAGAAAUGUGAUUGGGAUCAACCGGUGCCCUGUAGUAUUGAGAGAAGAUGGAUAGAGUGGAAACAUUGUUUAGACAUACUCAGUAACUUGAAAAUUCCACGCAGUUAUUUCAGUAUCAGUCUUAGUGAGAUCACUCAUUUGACACUCCAUGUGUUUUCUGAUGCUUCAGAACAAGCUAUAGCAGCUGUAGGUUACAUAGUAGGUCGUACACCUUCUAACAUCUGUGUAGGGUUUGUGAUGGGCAAGUCUAAGGUAGCUCCCACUAAAGGUCAUACUAUUCCUCGUCUUGAGCUCUGUGGAGCUGUGUUAGCCACAGAAAUUUCCCAGUCCAUUACUGAUCAGAUAGGAUUAAAGUUUGACAAGAUCAAAUACUACACGGAUAGUAGAAUAGUAUUGGGUUAUAUUCACAAUCAGUCAAGACGUUUCCACACAUAUGUAAGUAAUCGUGUCCAUAAAAUUAGACGUGUUAGUGAGCCUAGUCAGUGGAAUUACGUGCCCUCUGAACAAAAUCCUGCAGAUGUAGGAAGUAGAGGUGUUAGUCCUGUUGCUUUGCAAAAACGUGAUUGGUUUUCAGGUCCAGAUUUUCUUCAUAAACAUACCGAGUCAGUUCCAGAGUUUUUCCCUGUAGUAGAUCCCGAAACUGACAAAGAGAUACGACCCAGUGUAUCUGUCAAUGCUGUUAGUAUUCAGGAAUCAGAUAUGCUUAAUAGUAAGAAAUUUGAGCAGUUUUCCACAUGGUCAAAAUUGGUUUUGGCUAUUUCUGUACUUAGACAUGUAGCUGUGUCCUACAAUAGGAGUUUAACCUGCCGUGGUUGGCAUUCCGAUUGUUUGGCUUCGAAAGAUUUAGAGUUCCGAAAACAAACUGAGUCUUUCAUCCUUAAGAUAGUUCAAAAAGAGUUCUAUAGUAAUGAGAUUCAAUGUUUGAAAGGUCAGCAUAACCUUAACAAGGAUUCUCCCAUUUUGACCCUAGAUCCAUUUCUAGAUAACAAUGGAAUUCUAUGUGUAGGAGGUCGCUUGAGUAACAGUGCACUGUCUGAUCAUCAGAAACACCCUGUUAUAGUCCCUGGAAAACAUUAUGUUGCUAGGCUUUUAGUUGGUCAUUUUCACAGUCUAGUUAAACACCAAGGUCGUCAUUUAACAGAAAGUGCUGUCAGAGAUGCAGGCUUUUGGGUUAUAGGUGGUAAGCGGUUAGUCACCUCCCUGAUUUUUCAGUGCGUCACAUGUAAAAAACUUAGAGGCAAAUUUUUAGGGCAAAAGAUGUCUAAUCUUCCUGUUGAUAGGGUCCAACAAGCUGCCCCUUUUACUUACGUAGGUGUUGAUGUGUUUGGCCCUUGGUCAUUGGUUUCCAGGCGAACUCGUGGUUGGCAAGCAAGUUCAAAAAGAUGGGCAGUAUUGUUCACUUGCCUUGCCAUUAGAGCAGUCCACAUAGAGGUUAUUGACGAGAUGUCUUCGUCAUCUUUCAUUAACGCCCUACGUAGGUUUGUUUCUCUAAGGGGGGCUGUAAAACAGUUUCGAUCAGAUCGUGGCACAAAUUUUGUCGGUGCAACAGAUUUUCUUGGCAUAGAGGCAAUAAAUGUUGAGGAUAGCCCCAUGAGGAAUUUCACACAAUCACAAGGUUUUCAGUGGGUCUUCAACCCUCCUCAUGCGUCACACAUGGGUGGUUCUUGGGAGAGGUUAAUUGGGAUAGCUCGUAGAAUCUUAGAGUCAAUGAUAAGGACAGUCACUACUUUAACACAUGAUGUGUUGGUCACCCUCAUGGCCGAGAUUACUGCCAUAAUCAAUUCCCGACCACUUGUUCCAGUUUCUAACGACCCAGAUAAUCCAGAAGUAUUAAGUCCUUCUAUGUUACUUACUUCUAAGGUUGUGUAUGAUACCAUUUGUGUGGGUGAUCUAGAUGUUAAGUCCCUUUAUGGUGUACAAUGGAAAAGGGUCCAGUACCUUGCUGAGCAAUUCUGGGGUAAAUGGAGAAGAGAGUAUUUGAAUACUCUACAAAAUCGUAGGAAAUGGAAUUAUGAACAACAACCUCUCUGUGUAAAUGACAUUGUUUUGCUUAAGGACAGAGAUGUGAACAGAAUUUCAUGGCCUAUGGCCAGAGUUACUAGAGUUUUUCCAAGUAAGGAUGAAAAAAUUCGUACAGUACAAAUCAUUGUGUUUAAUGAUGGAAAACAGAGUACAUAUGUAAGGCCUGUUCAUGAACUUAUUCUCCUUGUAAAAGCAGAAAAGUAG